Molecule: messenger RNA, 1182 nt
Organism: Umbelopsis ramanniana AG
Lineage: Eukaryota; Fungi; Mucoromycota; Umbelopsidomycetes; Umbelopsidales; Umbelopsidaceae
Exons: 7
Coding region: 1-1182 (393 amino acids)
Biological process (GO): carbohydrate metabolic process; chitin catabolic process
Cellular component (GO): extracellular region
Molecular function (GO): chitin binding; chitinase activity
Source: RefSeq, a predicted model, not a curated record
AUGGUCAGAAUUGCCAUCUUUGCUGUAUUGGCGCAACUGGUCGUAUCCUCAGUUGCUUGCGGUUCCCACCCCAAAAAGCACGGCAAAGUUAGUGCCUACGUUACUGACUGGGAUCUCCCCACCAACAUCUCUUACGACAAACUUGACCAUCUUCUCUACUCGUUCGCUGUUCCUGAUAAAACUGGUGCUCUUGGCCAAUUUUCCGUAACUCAACUCCAAGGCGUUGUAAAGGACGCUCAUGCCCAUGGCAAGGCCGUUUCUUUGGCUGUUGGAGGAUGGACUGGCUCUCUCUACUUCAGCAGUUUGGUUCAAACUGCAAGCUCACGCGACGCUUGGACGGACGUUCUCGUGAAAGCGGUUCAAGACUAUGACUUGGACGGUCUCAAUCUCGACUGGGAAUACCCUAAUAACCCCAACGGAGUUGCCUGUAACACAAUAAAUGCCCAUGAUACCGCAAACUUUUUGUCCUUCGUUCAAUUGCUCCGCAAAAAGCUCAAGGCCAACUUCAAGUCUGCCAAAUUGAUCACUGCUGCCGUCUCUACCUCUCCUUUCAACGAUGCAUCUGGUAACCCCUCUUCCAGACUUCCUGGUUGGGCUGCUGCUAUGGAUUACUUUUAUAUUAUGGCUUACGAUAUUGCCGGCAACUGGAAAACCGACACUUCCUCCAAUUCCCCUCUCUACUCUACCAAGUAUGACGACUCCUCAGACUCUGCGGCCAUCGCUGCAUGGAGCAAGGCCGGUAUUCCCAAAGAUCAGCUCGUUCUUGGUGUACCUUUCUAUGGAUUUACCAUCGACACGCAGGUUCCCAUCACUGCUAAGACUGGUCAAAGCGUUCCUAUGAACACCAACGCUAUUCAAGGUGAUCAAUACGAUACCAAGAGUGCCGACCCUUGCCCUGGUGCAGUGGCUACUUACUCUGGUGAAAUGCAAUGGCGUACUAUCAAGGAACUCGGCAUUCUCCAGAACAAGAACGGCUGGAAGUCAUACUGGAGCUCGGCCAACAAAACUCCUUAUGCUUUCAAGGCCUCUAACAGUCAAUUUGUUACUUUUGACGAUCCCCAAAGUCUCACUCUCAAAGCUCAAUAUGCCAAGAAGCAAAACCUUGGUGGUAUCAUGAUGUGGUCUCUGGAGAUGGACGACGCUGAACACAGUCUUUUGAACGCUUUGCAAGCCAUCUACUAA